Danaus chrysippus (African queen) is the source of this 939-nucleotide messenger RNA. The record is from the annotation of a GenBank genome assembly. NCBI's taxonomy places the organism in Eukaryota, Metazoa, Arthropoda, Insecta, Lepidoptera, Nymphalidae.
AUGGAUCUCAAAAAAAGUUUUAUAAAUAAAAAUUUUAUCUUCAGGUUGGACUCAAACAAUAUAUUGUCAAAUUUAAAUAGGAUAAUGACUAGGAAUUUAGCAUUGACUAAGGUGUCAGAAAAUCAUACUGGUUUAUCAAAUAAUAUAAUAAAAUGCUGGAAAUGGAAUGUAAAUAAAAUACUUAAUAUACAGGAAAAUAAGAAAUAUGCAAUAUUAAUAUUGAAUUGUAGAAUAACACAGAAGAAGGAUAUUAUUAAGAGAUUUUGGAAUGAAGCAUCAUUAAGAAUAACUGUUGAUGGCGGAACCUCACAUUGGGAUAAGUUUUUGAAUCAUUUAUCACAUGAUGAACAAAAAUCAAUGAAAUGUCCCGAUCUUGUGACUGGAGACUUUGAUUCUAUAAGUAAAGAGAUAUUACAGAAAUAUAAGGAGAAACAUUGUAAGGUAAAUAAGAUCAUAAGCACACCUGAUCAGGAUUUUACAGAUUUUACAAAGGCUAUUAUAGAGUUGAAUAAUUAUUGUGAGGAGAAUAAAGUACAGAUGGACUAUGCCCUUGUGAUGGCUCAGAAUUCAGGUCGGCUAGAUCAAAUACUAGGAAACAUUCAAACACUGCAUCAGAUCAAGGAAAAUAGAUUACUGCAUCCACAAACUAGAGUGUACAUGAUGUCAGAUGAUUCUAUAUCCUGGCUCCUACAUCCCGGAGAUCAUAUCAUAGAAAUUCCCAUUGAGAGUAGGAAUGGCAAUGCAUGGUGUUCCCUUAUACCAGUGGGAGAGCCAUGUAUAAGUGUUACAACUAGUGGACUUAAAUGGAAUUUAGAUAAUCAAAAAUUGAAUUUUGGUGGUCUUAUAAGCACAUCGAACACAUUCGACGGAUCCGAACAGGUUAAAGUUAAAUGUAGUCACACGUUGUUAUGGUCUAUGGAAGUACCAACUUUGAUGUAG